AUGUGUGGUACAGUUGAUCCUGCAACUUUGAUUUACGAUCCAGAGAUAGAAAGGACUGCAAAGAGGAUAAGACAACAUACCAAGCAGAGGAGGCAAGCAGAGGCUUCUACUUCACAUUCUGAAGCAGAAAAUUCUACUUCACACUUUGAAGUAGAAACAGAGAUGGCAGAAGAAAAUCCACCAGCAGCUGAGCUGAUGGAAUCAGUUUUGGCUCCUCAAUUCACAAGGCCAAACUCGAACGAUGCGAUCAGACUCCGAUUGUUCCCGUUUGCAUUGACCGGGAGAGCUCUCAAAUGGUUGGAUCGACAAGCUCCCAACAGCAUCAGAACAUGGGAGGAUUUGGCGGCUAAAUUUUUUGCUGAACACUUUUCCAUGGAAAAGUACAAUAAGUUGGUGAAUGAAAUCACCAAUUUUACCCAACAACCAGGAGAGACUUUAUGUGCAGCCUGGACUCGAUACCAGGAGCUGAUCAGAAAGUGUCCACAAUAUGACUUGCCAGAUACAAAGAAGGUCAGAGUCUUCUAUAAUGGGAUGACGCCAGAAUGCAGAAUGAUUGUCAAUGGUGCAGCUGGUGGCACCAUAGGAAAGAAGACAGCAGAUGAGACCUUAGAGCUGCUGGAUUUAAUGGCAAGGAAUGAGAAUGCGUCUAUGGCAGCAGCAUUCCCAUCUGUUCAGCCCAAGAAAGGAAUUUUACAAUUGGGGAAUAAUGAUGCAUCACUGGCUGAGCAAAAAGUGAUUUCACAGCAAUUGGCCAGUUUGAAUGCCAAGCUGGACAUGAUGCAGCUCUCAACAUCUAAGGUUGAUAUAUUUAACUGUGAGUAUUGCAAGGAGCCGCAUGACACUAAUGAGUGCCCUACACUCAAUAAAGCUGAACCAUUCCAGGUCAAUGGAAUUUGGUAUGAUCCACAGCCUCCACAGAAUACUCAAUGUUACCAAAGGAAUCAGAAUGGCGACCAAGGAAAUAACUUUCAAAGGAGGAACCAAGGGAGUGGUUUGGAUUAUAAAUCCAACAACUAUCUACAACCUCCUCCUCUGCCACAAAAAGAGCCAUCUGAGUUGGAGAAAGCAAUGAUACAACUGUCAAAGACCACUAAUGAUCACAUUAAUGAGACAAGAGCUUACCACAAGAACCAGGAUGCUUCCAUCCGGAACUUGGAGAGUCAGAUAAGCCAGUUGUCUAGGCAGUUGGCUGAAAGAACUCAAGGGCAGUUUCCUGGAGAUACUAUUGUGAAUCCUAAGGAAGACUGCAAAUCUAUUGUAACCAGGAGUGGAAUUGUGAUCACUCCUCAAGACAAGCAAAAAGGGGUUCAGAAAGCGAAGGUUGAUGAACCAGUGAUCGAGCCAGAGCAAGAAAAAUAG
Molecule: messenger RNA, 1359 nt
Organism: Gastrolobium bilobum
Lineage: Eukaryota; Viridiplantae; Streptophyta; Magnoliopsida; Fabales; Fabaceae
Exons: 2
Coding region: 1-1359 (452 amino acids)
Source: RefSeq, a predicted model, not a curated record